This is a messenger RNA of Prorocentrum cordatum, 2067 nucleotides long. NCBI's taxonomy places the organism in Eukaryota, Dinophyceae, Prorocentrales, Prorocentraceae. The record is from the annotation of a GenBank genome assembly.
AUGACGGCGGCAGUCGACAAGAUCGACGGCUCAGACACCGAGGUCGAGUCCAGGGGCAUCGAGACCAUGGUGCAGGAGGCAAUGCAGGAGGCCAGCGAGCGCUCACUGACGGAGCAGGAGAUCCAGGAGGAGUUCGACGCCCUGAACCUAGAUCAGACGCUGCCCUACUAUGAAGGCGCGGCUGCAGCAGUGACCCACCUGCGCGCCAAGGCGCACCCCGCCGAGGAGCGGCAGCAUGGGCAGCCCUCCGAGGAGCAGCGCGCAGAGAAGCAGCCCGCCGAGGAGCAGCGCGCAGAGAAGCAGCCAGCCGAGGAGCAGCGCGCAGAGAUGCAGCCAGCCGAGGAGCAGCGCGCAGAGAUGCAGCCAGCCGAGGGGCGGCGCGCAGCGACGAUGCAGCCAGCCGAGGAGCAGCGCGCAGCGAAGAUGCAGCCAGCCGAGGAGCGGCGCCUAGCGAAGAUGCAGCCAGCCGAGGAGCCGAGGAGCAGCUUGCCGCCCCCGGCCGCCCCGAGUCCUGGGACGCCCCGUGGCCCGCCUCCGCCCACGCCCUCGGUGGAGCAGAUCGAUUCGGACGAGGACAGGUCAGCGAGCUGGGUACCAGCGCCAGAGACGCCGCAGCUGGCGGACACGCCAUCGUACAAUCCAGCGGACUCGGGCUCGCAGCUGCCGAUCGGGCUCUCGCAGCAGACUUCGGACGAGCAGGAGACGCCAGUGCUGCCAUCCUUCAAGCGGUCGCUGACAGACGAUGUGCAAGUGGAGACCAAGAAGUCCAAGAGGUGGCAGAGUAAUCGCCUCGUGAGCCCGCCACGCGCGGAGGAGCGCGUGCCAGCGCAUCCGCGCUCGCAGCGGCCGCUCACGGCGCCGCCGCAGCUGGUGGGCCAGCGCCUGCAGCAGCCAAUCGAGAGCAGCCACAUCAACAAGCAGCAGGCGAUGACAGCGCCGAGCAUCGACCAGAUGGCGCGGGCACCUCUCGAUGGCAACUGCGGCAUCAGCAAGGAGCAGCUGGCGGAGAAGCUCAAGCAGAAGUUCGACGAGCUGGUCGCAUCCGACACGGGUGCGGACUUGGACGAGAUGGGCAAGACUUUCCAGGACUUCUACAAGGGCUCCUUGAUCGUGCAGCUGCGCGCGAUGCGCCCUGAGACCGCGGAGAAGUCUCUGGAUGACGACUUCGGCGCCGACCCGAAGGAGCCGGCUCUUGACAGGGAGGAGCGCCUCAUGCGGGAGUCCUUGGAGGAGAGGUCGUUCAAGUUCAGCACGGGGAAGAAGAAGGGCAACGCGAUCGCGGGCAGAUGGGCCAGAGUGAUGGAGACAUCGAACGAGUGGUCUGAGAAGUACCUGGCGGCGGAGGGCUACCCAGCCAAAAAGACGGUCCGCGAGGAGUGGGCGAAGUGGUCGUUCCACAGGUGGCAGAAGAAGCGGGAGUUCAGCAAGACGCAGACGAACAGCAAGAAGCAGACGAUGAAGGGCGUCUACAUGCCGCUGGCCAGGCUGGCGUGGAAGUUUGGCGGGGGGUCAACUGGUGCCAAGCUGGCAUACACGUAUGCUGGGAAGGCAGUGCUGAUGGGGGGCAUCUUCACGAAGUGGUGCAACAUGACGGACUGCCUGUUCUACCUCUACGUGGAGCACUCGUUGGGGGACACGUGGCAGCAGAGCUGGACCAGCCACGAGGUCUGGAUGGAGUCGGGCUGCGUCGGCGACCAACCACUUCCUGGCGCAGAUGGUGCGGCGAGCGCGCCAUGCACUCCGCUGCCGCGCCCUGGCGCAGAGGCGCCCAGCGAGGAGAAGCAGGCAGCCGCAGCCGCGACAGGGGGGCCUGGACACGAGGCCGCCAGCGGCAAGGGAGGCGGCGAUGGCGACGGCAACGGCACCAAGAAGAAGCUCGCCGUGAAGGCACCCGAGUGGAUGAAGGACUUCCGCAAGCUGCGCACGCUGUUCGCGCAGUACACAUCCCAGGUGUCCACGUUGGAGGCGCUGAUCAAAGCGGACGCAGCUGAGGGCACGAACGAGUGGAAGUUCGCAGCAGGGAAGGAGACCAGGGGCGAGCUGGACAAUGCUAUCAAGCAGCAAUAA